AUGAGUGGAACUUGUGAGUUGUGCAAAAAGGAAAAGGAGACCAUCUGCCAUUUGUUUUGGUUCUAUGAUCACGCUAAAGGGGCUUGGACAACAAGUAAAUUGGUUCUUCCCUUUAAGAUCCCUCCGAGAUGGAGUUUCUUGGAUGUGGUGGAGAACCUACUGAGAUGGGAAGAUACCGGUCUUGGUUUGCUGGAGAAGGUCAUCACAGUCUGUUGGGGUAUUUGGAAGAAUAGGAACGUGCUCCGUUUGGGUGGUAAAGGACAAGCAGGUCGCACCCUCUUGAGGGGUGCCAUGCACUUGGUUGAUGAUUUCCUUGCAGCAAAUGAAUUAAAAUCUAGAAAUCGGGUUAAAGCUUUUCCCAUAAUGGUGUGGCAGCCACCAAGUCGUGGUCACUAUAAAGUAAACACUGAUGGUGCCGUCUUCUCAAACAGAAAACAAGCAGGUGCUGGUGUAAUUAUCAGGGAUGAUUCUGGGGAAGUGGUCGCAGAGCUGAGCAAGAAAUGGAAAUGUCCCCUGGGUGCUGUUAAAGCCGAAGCAAAAGCCUUGGAAACUGAUGUUAAUUUUGCCAGGGACGUGGGGGUUAGAGACAUUGAGUUAGAGACUGAUUCGCUAGAGAUCUAUAACGCAGUACAAGGGCUGGCCUCCUCGUUGUCUUCAGUGGCGAACGUGUUAGCUGGACUCAUGAACCAAGCCUCGUCUUUUAGACAGUGGAAGUUUUCUCAUACCAAAAGGCAGGGAAAUGUCCCUGCUCAUGUGUUGGCCUAA
Quercus lobata is the source of this 765-nucleotide messenger RNA. RefSeq lists its product as uncharacterized. The transcript has a single exon. Gene Ontology annotation, molecular function: nucleic acid binding; RNA-DNA hybrid ribonuclease activity. NCBI's taxonomy places the organism in Eukaryota, Viridiplantae, Streptophyta, Magnoliopsida, Fagales, Fagaceae. Bases 1 to 765 code for a protein of 254 amino acids. The record is from RefSeq and is a predicted model, not a curated record.